Salmo salar (Atlantic salmon) is the source of this 12008-nucleotide messenger RNA. RefSeq names its product neurobeachin. Gene Ontology annotation, molecular function: protein kinase binding. Lineage: Eukaryota; Metazoa; Chordata; Actinopteri; Salmoniformes; Salmonidae. Gene Ontology annotation, biological process: intracellular protein localization. Gene Ontology annotation, cellular component: cytosol; membrane. The record is from RefSeq and is a predicted model, not a curated record.
UCAGAUUAACGGAAGACGUCUGCGUACAGGGAAGGACACUGCUCGUUCUACCCUCAGUAAAUGAUUACCAGAUUGCGGUUCCUAUUCGCGCACGGCAGAGAGAGUGGAUGUAAACAAUAUAGAGGUUUCCCUUUCGUCAGGCUCUUCCAGAAUCUUCUAUUUUGUAUCCUAAUUAAUUGAUGCAGUUGAACAGCGAUUAAAGCAGGUGAUAUCGAUCUGGUUGAAAGGACAUGACAAGUGAGAGGCCGGCGGUGAAGAUGCCGGGAGCUGUGUCUCUUUCGGACCGUGAAAUCCCCCCGGGUCAUGGGCAGCAAGUGUGCUCAGGUACUGGGAAAAUAAUGGUAUCUGGCUCGGGUUCUAUGGUUCUACCGGGCGGGAUAAUCAACCCGCAGGUGCCCAUCCGGAAUAUCAAGAUGAAAUUCGCGGUUCUGAUCGGAUUGAUCCAGGUGGGGGAGGUUAGCAACAGGGAUAUCGUGGAGACUGUGCUCAACCUGCUGGUGGGGGGCGAGUUUGACCUGGAACAGAACUUCAUCAUAGCGGCAGCGGAGAGCCUGGGCUGUAUAGUAGAGCUGUUGGAGCACUGUGAUGUGACCUGCCAGGCUGAGGUGUGGUCCAUGUUCACAGCCAUCCUCAGGAAGAGUGUCCGUAACCUCCAGACCAGCACUGAGGUGGGCCUCAUAGAGCAGCUACUGCUGAAGAUGAGCUCCGUUGACGACAUGAUCGCAGACCUGCUGGUGGAUAUGUUAGGAGUGCUGGCCAGCUACAGCAUCACAGUGAAGGAGCUCAAAUUGCUGUUCAGCAUGCUGAGGGGAGACCGAGAACUCUGGCCGAGGCAUGCAGUGAAGCUGCUGUCUGUUCUGAACCAGAUGCCUCAGAGACACGGUCCAGACACUUUCUUCAACUUCCCCGGACGCAGUGCUGCGGCUAUAGCGCUGCCUCCCAUUGCUAAGUGGCCUUACCAGAACGGCUUCACUCUCAACACCUGGUUCAGAAUGGACCCUCUAAACAACAUCAACGUAGACAAAGACAAACCAUAUCUCUACUGCUUUCGCACGAGUAAAGGAAUCGGCUACUCUGCACAUUUCGUGGGCAACUGUCUGAUCGUGACAUCGCUGAAGUCUAAAGGCAAAGGCUUCCAGCACUGUGUCAAAUAUGACUUUCAACCUAGGAAGUGGUACAUGAUCAGCAUCGUCCAUAUCUACAACCGCUGGAGGAACAGUGAGAUCCGUUGCUACGUCAAUGGUCAGCUGGUCUCCUAUGGCGACAUGGCCUGGCACGUCAACACCAGCGAUAGUUAUGAUAAGUGCUUCCUGGGUUCGUCAGAGACAGCUGAUGCUAACAGGGUAUUCUGUGGUCAGCUGGGGGCCAUCUAUGUGUUCUCUGAGGCUCUCAACCCAGCUCAGAUAUUUGCCAUUCAUCAGCUGGGAGCGGGCUAUAAGAGUACGUUUAAGUUUAAGUCGGAGAGUGACAUCCACCUGGCAGAGCACCAUAAACAGGUCCUGUAUGAUGGGAAGCUGGCCAGCUCCAUCUCCUUCACCUACAACGCCAAGGCUACAGAUGCCCAGCUCUGCCUGGAGUCAUCGCCCAAGGAGAACGCCUCCAUCUUCGUCCACUCACCCCACGCCCUUAUGCUACAGGAUGUGAAGGCCAUAGUGACCCACUCCAUCCACAGUGCCAUCCACUCAAUAGGAGGGAUCCAGGUGCUGUUUCCUCUCUUCUCCCAGCUGGACUACCAUCAACCCAAUGCCCAGCACAACUACCAGCACCAUGAGACCCAGUUGGAGACUACCGUCUGUGCCACCCUCCUGGUGUUCCUGGUUGACCUGUUGAAGAGCUCGGUGGCGAUGCAGGAACAGAUGCUGGGAGGGAAAGGAUUCCUUGUAAUCGGGUUUCUGCUGGAGAAGUCCUCCAGGGUCCACAUCACGCGUGCGGUCCUGGAGCAGUUCCUGUCCUUCGCUAAGUACCUGGAUGGGUUAAGCCAUGGAGCGCCGCUCCUCAAACAGCUCUGUGACCACAUCCUGUUCAACGCAGCCAUCUGGAUACACACCCCCGCCAAGGUCCAGCUCUCUCUGUACACAUACCUGUCUGCAGAGUUUAUCGGCACGGCAACCAUCUACAACACCAUCCGUCGUAUUGGGACUGUGCUGCAGCUGAUGCACAGUCUGAAGUACUACUACUGGACCUGCAACCCUGAGGCCAGCAGUGGCAUUACACCUAAAGGACUGGAUGGUCCAAGGCCCACCCAGCAGGAGAUCAUCUCUCUCAGGGCUUUCAUGUUGCUGUUCCUCAAACAACUCAUCCUCAAGGACCGAGGCGUGAAGGAGGAUGAGCUGCAGAGUAUCCUGAACUACCUGCUAACCAUGCAUGAGGAUGAUAAUAUCCAUGAUGUUCUUCAGCUGGUAGUGGCUCUGAUGUCAGAACACCCAGCCUCCAUGAUUCCAGCUUUCGACCAGAGGAACGGCAUACGGGUGAUGUACAAGCUUCUGGCCUCGAAGACUGAGAGCAUCAGAGUCCAGUCCCUCAAAGUCCUAGGAUACUUUCUCAAACACCUGGGACACAAAAGGAAGGUUGAGAUCAUGCACACACACAGUCUCUUCACUCUCUUGGGGGAGAGGCUGAUGCUUCACACUAAUACUGUGUCAGUGACCAUCUACAACGCGCUGUACGAGAUCCUGACAGAGCAGGUGUGUACCCAGGUCGUCCACAAACCCCACCCUGAACCAGACUCUACAAUCAAGAUACAGAACCCCAUGAUCCUUAAGGUAGUAGCGACUCUGUUGAAGAGCUCGUCCCCCAGCGUUGAGUUGAUGGAGGUUCGACGUCUCUUCCUCUCAGACAUGAUCAAACUGUUCAGCAACAGCCGCGAAAACCGACGGUGUCUGCUGCAGUGUUCAGUAUGGCAGGACUGGAUGUUCAGUCUGGGCUAUAUCAACCCUAAAAACCCAGAGGAACAGAAGAUGAUGGAGAUGGUCUACAGCCUCUUCAGGAUCCUGCUCUACCAUGCCAUCAAGUAUGAGUGGGGAGGUUGGAGGGUCUGGGUGGAUACGCUCUCCAUCGCUCACUCCAAGGUAACAUAUGAGGCCCAUAAGGAGUACCUGGCUAAGAUGUAUGAGGACUACCAGCGUCAGGAAGAGGAGAACAUUAAGAAGGGGAGGAAGGGUCUGGUCAGCACCAUCUCAGGCCUGCAGGACCUCCAGGCUGGGGGCAUCCAGGGGAACAUGGAGAUCAGAGAGAUAGACUCCCAGACACAGACCCCGGAGAGCGAGGCCGACUACCCCGAGACCCCCGGCCACCCCCGGAACAUACUGUCGGAGGGGAAGACAAGGGAGGAGGUGGGGCACGGGGGGACAGGGAGGAUGGGGUCAGGGGUCAGAGUGGAGGUUCAUGACCUUUUGGUGGACAUCAAGGCUGAAAAGGUGGAAGCCACAGAGGUGAAGCUGGAUGACCUGGACCUGUCUCCAGAGCCGCUGGGCGUGACAGUGGGUGUGGCUGGGGGCGUUGUCUCUGAGGACAGGGGCGGGGCGUUGGUCCAGGUGGACUCCCUAUUGGACAACGUUUACUGUGCUGCUGUAGAGAAGCUGAGCAGCAGCGCCGCCAGUGGAGUGCUGGUCCCCAACGCAACUGUCGCCGUCGCACCCGACAACCACAACACUGGUCCCCUCAUCACCCUUGCUGACGACGACAAGGACAGUCUCCCUAGCAACAGCAGCUUCCUGUUUGGCCAGGAAGAGCCCCUGGUCCUGCCAAGUCCUGCUUCUAACCCUGAUCCAGACCCCGAGUCCCCAAUCCCCCCGGGCCACAGCCAUGACCUGGGCCUGCUGGCCCACAUGACUGGCAGCUCUGAGCUGGGGACCGUCGGCAUGGUCGGCACGGUCAGUCCUGGUGGUCCGAUCAGCAAAAUCCUGGAGGAGGAGAGAUUUAAGCUCCAGACCACCCUGGGUGACGUCUCCUCCAUGCCCAGGGAAGAGGCCUGCUCUAAGGGGUCAGAGUUCACAGAGACGGGGGCUGGAGCUAGGGCUGGAGGGUCUGGGUUGUCAGAGGGGGGCGAGCCCUUGGCUGGUGGGAAAGGUAGUGGGACAGAUGCAGUCAGCAACACCUCAGACACAGAGAGGUCAGACGAAGGAAAGGAGGUUAAGAAGAUACAGACCACUGCUACUACACAGUCCCUCCAUAGUCGUACAGCAGCCCAGUUAGAGCGUGACCUGCGUGUGGACCUGGGCUUCAGAGGGAUGCCCAUGACAGAGGAGCAGCGCCGCCAAUUCAGCCCUGGCCCUCGCACCACCAUGUUCCGCAUCCCAGAGUUCAAAUGGUCGCCCAUGCACCAGCGCCUCCUCACCGACCUGCUGUUGGCCCUGGAGACAGACGUCCACAUCUGGAGGAGCCAUUCAACCAAAUCCGUCAUGGAUUUUGUCAACAGCAAUGAGAACAUCAUCUUUGUCCACAACACCAUCCACCUCCUGUCUCAGAUGGUAGACAACAUCAUCAUCGCCUGUGGAGGGAUCCUUCCUCUGCUCUCCGCUGCCACCUCUCCUUCUAGUACCCAGGUUAGUGCAUAUGCUGCUGAGUUGGAGAACAUCGAUGCGACCCAGGGCAUGUCUUCAGAGACGGCUGUGUCCUUCCUGUCCCGUCUGAUGGCCAUGGUGGACGUUCUGGUGUUCGCCAGCUCUCUCAACUUCUCUGAGAUAGAGGCUGAGAAGAACAUGUCCUCUGGAGGCCUGAUGAGACAGUGUCUUCGACUGGUGUGUUGUGUAGCAGUGAGGAACUGUCUGGAUGUUAGACAGAGACAGAGGGACAGAGGGACCAACAGUAAAAGCCAGGACAACCUGUAUGGUGCAGCAUCUGCCAACAAGGACCCUGAGAGACUUCUACAGGAUGUCGAUAUCAAUCGUCUGAGAGCUGUUGUGUUCCGGGAUGUGGAUGACAGCAAGCAGGCCCAGUUCUUGGCCCUAGCGGUGGUCUACUUUAUCUCUGUCCUCAUGGUGUCAAAGUACAGGGACAUCCUGGAACCACAGAGAGAGACCAACAGGAUGAUCAGCCAAUCAGCAUACAGCAUUCGCCACGAGAUCAACUCAUCUACCAGCACAGAGACCCCCCUGGCGUACCCUGACCAAAGUAAGGAGCCCCCCACCCCUGUAGAGGAGCUCCACAUAGAGAGAGGCUGUCUGCCGCACACUGACUCUGGCAUUGGAGAGGAACAGAUGGCCAGUGUGUUAAACGGGGCAGACCUGGACACUUCAGGUCCCGGGCGAGCUGACGCAAUGUCCUCCCUACUCGGCAGCCUCUCCUCUGGGGAGAAGCAUAGUCAAGAGUCCCUCUUGGAGCCGCCUGGCCUGGAGGUCCUAAGGACCACCUCCUCCAUCUCCUCCAUCAGCCAAUCAAACAUCAACGUCCGAAAGAUCCUGAAGAGCCUAGUUGCUGGGCCUGUAGAGGCGGUGGAACCUGGACCAGAGCCCCUCCCCUACCCUGAUUUUGCCAUACAGAGAGAGACCCAUUCCCCCAUGCUGCCCAUGCAGUUCCACUCCUUUGACAGGAGUGUGGUGGUCCCAGUGAAGAAGCCUCCACCAGGCAGUCUGGCUGUGAACACGGUUGGACACGCAUCCUCCAGCAGCCUGGCAACAGGCUCCACCCCCAACAUCUUUGCUGCAGCCUCCAACACCCCCAAGAGCAUGAUCAACACCACCGGAGCUACAGACUCAGCCUCCUCUUCCUCCACCUCCUCCUCAUCCUUCGUCAACGGGGCCACCAGUAAGAACCUGCCCGCUGUCCAGCCGGUGGCGCCCAUGCCUGAAGACACAGUGGAAAACAUGAGUAUCACUACUAAGUUGGAGCGUGCGCUGGAGAAGGUGGCCCCCCUGCUCAGGGAGAUCUUUGUGGACUUUGCGCCGUUCCUCUCCAGGACACUGUUGGGAAGCCAUGGUCAGGAGCUGCUCAUAGAAGGUCUGGUGUGUAUGAAGUCCAGCACCUCCGUAGUAGAACUGGUCAUGCUGCUCUGCUCUCAGGAGUGGCAGAACUCGAUCCAGAAAAAUGCCGGCCUCGCCUUCAUCGAGCUCAUCAACGAGGGAAGAUUGCUGUGUCAUGCUAUGAAGGACCACAUCGUGCGUGUUGCCAACGAGGCAGAGUUCAUCCUCAACAGACAGAGAGCAGAAGACGUCCAUAAACAUGCUGAGUUUGAGUCUAACUGUGCCCAGUACACUGCUGAUCGGAGGGAAGAGGAGAAGAUGUGUGAUCACCUGAUCAGCGCUGCCAAGCACAGAGACCAUGUGACUGCCAACCAGCUCAAACAGAAGAUACUCAACAUCCUCACCAAUAAGCAUGGAGCCUGGGGCAGCCUGGCACAGAGUCAGCUGAAUGACUUCUGGCGUCUGGACUACUGGGAGGACGACUUACGGAGGAGGCGGAGAUUCGUACGGAACCCCUUUGGCUCCACCCACCUGGACAUCCCCUGCAAGACGCUGGACGACUAUGGCAGCGAGGAGGAUGAGUUGGUCAAGUCGAAGAAGGGCUUCCACAGCCAGACAGUAGCCAAUCAGAGCCCAGAGACGGACUUGAUGUUGGAUGGAGACGAUGACACUGCCAGUCUGCUGCAGGAGAAGGAGAUGGACAAUCUGGCUGGCCCAGUGGUCCUCAGCACCCCGGCCCAGCUCGUGGCCCCGGUAAUAGUGGCACGAGGGACGCUCUCCAUCACGACGACCGAGAUAUAUUUCGAAGUGGACGAGGAGGACCCCUCCUUCAAACGGCUUGACUCCACGGUCCUGGCGUACUCAGAGGGUCUGCAUGGUAAAUGGAUGUUCAGUGAGAUCAGAGCGGUCUUCUCCAGGCGAUACCUGCUCCAGAAUACUGGCCUGGAGGUCUUCAUGGCCAACAGGACGUCAGUGAUGUUUAACUUCCCAGACCAAGCCACAGUGAAGAAGGUGAUCUACAGUCUACCCAGGGUCGGAGUAGGAACCAGCUAUGGCCUACCACAAGCCAGGCGUAUCUCCAUGGCGACACCCCGGCAGCUCUUCAAGUCGUCCAACAUGACCCAGCGCUGGCAGAGGAGGGAGAUCUCCAACUUCGAGUACCUCAUGUUCCUCAACACCAUCGCAGGGAGGACCUACAACGAUCUGAACCAGUACGCCGUGUUUCCCUGGGUUCUCACCAACUAUGAGUCCGAGGAGCUGGACCUCACCCUGCCGGGCAACUUCAGAGAUCUCUCCAAGCCAAUUGGAGCAUUGAACCCGAAGCGUGCUGUGUUCUAUGCAGAGCGCUACGAGACGUGGGAAGAGGACCAGACCCCCCCAUAUCACUACAACACCCACUACUCCACCGCUAACUCCACCAUGCUCUGGCUGCUCAGGAUAGAGCCUUUCACCACGUUCUUCCUGAAAGCUAACAACAACAAGUUUGACCAUCCAGACCGGACCUUUUCAGCCAUCACCCGCUCCUGGAGGCACUGCCAGAGAGACACCUCAGACGUCAGGGAGUUGAUUCCAGAGUUCUACUACCUGCCGGAGAUGUUUGGUAACAGUAAUGGUUACCACCUGGGCCAGAGGGAGGAUGGCAGCAUGGUGUGUGAUGUAGAGCUGCCUCCCUGGGCCAACAAGCCUGAGGACUUUGUCAGGAUCAACCGGAUGGCCCUGGAAAGUGAGUUUGUGUCGUGUCAGCUGCAUCAGUGGGUUGACCUUAUUUUCGGCUACAAGCAGCGCGGGCCCGAGGCGGUGCGCGCCCUCAAUGUCUUUCACCACCUGACCUACGAGGGUUCCGUCAGCCUGGACAGCAUCACUGACCCCGCCCUCAGAGAGGCGAUGGAGAAGCAGAUUCUGAUUGUUGGACAGACUCCGUCUCAGUUGCUCAUCGAGCCACAUCCUCCUCGCAGCUCGGCCAUGCACCUGUGUUUCCUUCCCCAGAGCCCUCUGAUGUUCAAGGACCAGAUGCAGCAGGAUGUGAUCAUGGUGUUGAAGUUCCCCUCCAACUCCCCGGUGACACAUGUAGCAGCCAACACCCUGCCACACCUCUCUGUCCCUGCCGCUGUCACCGUCACCUGCAGCAGACUGUUCGCUGUCAACCGCUGGCACAACACUGUCGGUUUGAGAGGAGCGCCAGGUUACUCCCUGGAACAGGCCCACCACCUGCCCAUAGAGAUGGACCCUCUGAUUGCCAACAACUCUGGGAGUAACAAGCGUCAGAUCACAGACCUGGUGGAUCAGAGCAUCCAGAUCAAUACACUCUGCUUCGUGGUUACCGCCGACAACCGCUACAUCCUGGUCUGUGGCUUCUGGGACAAGAGUUUCAGAGUCUACUCUACCGAGACAGGUAAGCUGACCCAGAUAGUGUUUGGACACUGGGACGUGGUGACGUGUCUGGCCAGGUCAGAGAGCUACAUCGGGGGAGACUGCUAUAUCGUGUCAGGGUCCAGAGACGCUACUCUGCUACUGUGGUACUGGAGUGGACGACACCACAUCAUAGGAGACAACCCCAACAACAGUGACUACCCGGCACCGCGAGCUGUGCUGACCGGCCAUGACCAUGAGGUGGUGUGUGUCUCUGUGUGUGCCGAGCUGGGACUGGUCAUCAGUGGAGCCAAAGAGGGGCCAUGUCUGGUCCACACUAUAACAGGGGACCUGUUGCGGGCCCUGGAGGGCCCAGAUAACUGCCUGUGUCCCCGCCUCAUAUCUGUGUCCAGCGAGGGCCACUGUAUCAUCUGCUAUGAGAGAGGACUCUUCUGUAACUUCAGCAUCAACGGGAAACUACUGGCUCAGAUGCAGGUCAACGACUCAACACGGGCCAUUAUGCUGAGUAGUGAUGGCCAGAACCUGGUGACGGGUGGAGACAACGGGGUAGUGGAGGUGUGGCAGGCCUGUGACUUCAAACAACUCUACAUCUACCCAGGCUGUGAUGCUGGUGUCCGCGCCAUGGACCUCUCUCACGACCAGAGGACUCUCAUCACUGGCAUGGCAUCCGGCAGCAUUGUGGCGUUCAACAUCGACUUCAACCGGUGGCACUACGAGCACCAGAACAGAUACUGAGGGUUACAGAGACAGAGAGGCAGUACAACAUGGCUGCUGGUUUGGAGGACACCUGGACACUACUGUUAACCAACUAUACAGGUUAGCUGCUGUUAACUACCUAUACAAGUUAGCUAACUACGGUAUAAGAGUUAACUAAUGUUAACUAACCUUACAGGUCAACUACAAGUUAACUACAGGUUAACUAACUAACCAUAAACUGUUUACCAGAUUAGUAAUACAGUGUAGGAAUACAGUGGGGUCUGCAAUUAUUGACACCCUUGAUGAAGAUGAACAAUAAUGACUGUAUAAAAUAAAUAAUUCAAAAACGGAGCUAUAUUAUAUGCUCCCAAAAAUGUGAGAAUUAUUUUAUGUUAAUACAAUUGCUUAGAGAAAGAGAUUUUAUUUAACAAGUAAAAAACUAUUCUCAAAAAGGUAGGAGUGAAAAUUAAAGAUCCCUAAAGAUUCUUAUAAAUAACGUUGUAGUAUUUGGUACCAUAUUCAUAGCAUGCAUUGACUACAUCAAGCUUAGGAUUCUACAAACUUGUUGGAUGCAUUUGCAGUUUGUUUAGGUUGUGUUUCUGAUAGAUAUAGAAUGGUAAAAAUGAAUGGUAAAUAAUGUAUUCUGUCAUUUUGGAGUCACUUUUAUUGUAAAUAAAAAUAUGAUAAGUUUCUAAACACUUCGUAAUUAAUGUGCAUGCUACCAUGAUUCCAGAUAAUCUUGAGUGAAUAAUGAUGAGUGGGAAAGUUACAGAGGGUCAAAGAUCAUCCCCAAGACAUGCUAACCUCUCACCAUUACCAAUAACAUGGGAGGUUAGAAUGUCUUGGGGUAUGAUCUUUGACCUGUUAUAAUCUGAAGUACCCAAAAGGGCCACUAGAUGUUGUGUGAUAGAUUACAUAAAAUCCUUAAAAGAUACCAAAAUGCUGGUAGUUUAUUGGUAAACUUCAAACAUUUCCAGUAAUACCCUCCCUUUGCAACCUACAUUUAAAAUAUAUAUAUAUAUAUUACUUGUUAAACAAAAUCCCUUUCUCUGAGAAAUUUAAUUAUUAUAAAAUAAUAUCUAUAUUUUUAUUAUACAAUAUAGCUCAGUAUUUGAAUUAUUUAUUUUAUACAGUUAUUUUUGCUCAUAUUUAUCAAGGGUGUCAAUAAUUUCAGACCCCACUGUAUAUACUAAGGUCUAGAGAGAGACAGGUUAAAAUAUAGGUUAUAAGACGUGGAGAAAAAGCACUUCAAUUGAUGAUCUUAGAAGAAGAGGUCAGUUAUAGUGCUACAGUGACAGUUUCUUUCAACACUGAUUCAAAAAAAUGAAUGUACGAUUUUAUUCAACUGGUCAUAUUUAAAACUGUGAAAAAUACAAUAAACAAACCUACGGUUAAUAACGUUUAUACAACAUUUGUAUGUCAAAUACAUAUCAAACUUGGGACACUUUUCUAGGAAAAAGGAAAAACUGUUGUAUAUAAGGGUGAUGUAAAGAGUUUAUUUCCAGAAAAGAUUUGAAAAGAACAAGACGCCCCCAUUUAGUCUCCAUUUUGACAGUUGAACCAUAAUUCUAUGUUCCAAACCGUGACAUGACUCUCUCACAUCAUAUCUUAGUGUGCGUCCAAAAUGGUACCCUAUUCCCUUUACAGUGCGCAACAUUUGAUCAGGACCCAUAGGGCUCUGGUCAAAAGAAAUGCACUAUAAAGGGAUUAGCAUGCCAUUUGGGACGUAGAUUAGUUGGUUAGUAAUAAUAACAGAUAGUUGGUCUCCCAUCACAGUAGUCUAUUGAUGCAAUGUAGGUGUCAAAAACAACAAAUUGUUCUAUGUUAAUUUGAUAAUGUGUUUACAUGUCUGUAAGGGCAAUUUCAGAACUCUGCGUACUGUGUGAAAUGUGUCCAUUGUAAUUGUAAUUUGUUUCUUAAUCACGUUUCACAUUAUCAGCAGGAAAUAACAAUCCUUGUAAUGAUUUCCAUCCCAUUUGUUGUUCGGUAACUAUUUUAUUUAUAUUUCAACAAAGGCAAAGAUUUAAAAUUACUUUGAUCUACUUUUAAAAUUACUACCACAGGCUAGUCAGGUUUAGUCGUCAUGGUUUGUAUUUCCAGCUAAUGGAUUGAUAAGGAAGGCAGUGCAAGACGUCAGUUGUAGAAACUCUGGAUGAUAACUAUGGUAACUCAAUAUGAAAACUAUCAAUAUCAUGAGUUUAUUAAGCCUGCAAUCCAGACCUGUUUUGUACUACCAUUCCACUCAUUGUACUCUGUGUCAUAUGCCAAACAUGACAUGAUAUUUGGCAUGGCAAGUUGUGGAAAGGAAUGGAAUGUUAGCGCAAACAGACUGAUACCCAGGCUAAAUGAAAGGUUGGGGCAUGUAGCUAACCUAACCAAGAACAGGCUAUAGUCAUUCCAAAAUUAUUCUUAACUAUAUUGAAUAAACAGAACAUUUUACAACAAUGUUAAAUAUACCAUGUGUGAGUUGACAGUAAGAUGAAAAGGAAAAAAAGAAAUGACAAUAUGCUAAGAGUUUGGGUUUGCAUUGUAAUGGUACAGACAGCAGCCUAGCUAAACCAGGGGAUCUGCAUGCAGAGACCUACAGUGGCUGUAGGAUGGAAAAGCUAUCUUACUUUACUGGUUUGAUUCAUAAUAACAAUCAAUAUGAAUUUGACAUUCUGAGUUUAUUUAGAAUAUUUGACAAAUAUUUGUGUAAGGAGGAUUUUGCUAAAUAAAUGCAUUUUAUUUGUGUUGACAUUAGCACUGCAAUUUGAGUCGUUUUUUUAAAUAACAUUUCUUAUUGCUUUCAAAAACUUUUUUUGAUUUGUAUGUAAUAUAUUUUGUUGAUAUAAGUAUAUCAUAUGAUUUUAUAAGUUAUUUGUAUUUACCUGUUGUUUUUUGCAUAUGUUGCCAUUUCUGAGGUAUUUACCUUGUGUUUGUUUGAAGCUGUUUUACAUUAAGCUCUGCCAAUAUAUACAGAUUGAUAAACUGUGCAAUAUAAAAUUGGUUUCCUUUUUGUUGUAUUUAUAAUAAAAAUAAAUAAAGCAAGCUCUUAUGCAA